Cuscuta epithymum is the source of this 1016-nucleotide messenger RNA. NCBI's taxonomy places the organism in Eukaryota, Viridiplantae, Streptophyta, Magnoliopsida, Solanales, Convolvulaceae. The record is from the annotation of a GenBank genome assembly.
UUUAAUAAACGAAAAAUUUUAUUAAAAGGAAAUGGGGACCAAAUGUUACCCAUAAUUUAAAGUACACAAAAGAUUCCAUCCAAAACUAGUUAAAGAAAGGGUUUCUCUAAAUAUCCAUCAUAAAAAUGGGUGACCCAUCAUCAUCUGUGGUUCAAUUAUACGUAGCCCAAUUAAACCCAUCACCUCCACAAAAUCCAAAACCAUCAGAAGCAAAAUCACGUGAAGUUGCCGUACACCAGCUGUAUUCUCAGCAUCGACUGACGAAUUGUCGAUUCCUUCUCCGGCCGAAACACGAUAGCCCAAAAGUGUCCGUGUUUGCUCCCUGCGAACGACCCCUGCAACAACAUACCAUGCGGAUAAAAACCCAUGAUGUCUCGAGUCAGCGAAAAAACUGUUGCAAGCCUAUGUUCUAUGCACGAGAAACCAUCGUAAGUGAAGAACCGCAUCAAAAUUGUCAUCCCCUAUCUGGUUGCACCAGAAAUUCUCAAAUUCCAUAUGACGCCCGAAAACCACCCAAGAAGCGAAAGAAAGCUUUGAUACAACCAACCAAAAACUCUCGCGUCGCCCAACAACUCACUGAAUCCGCUUGUCACCGUUGAUUACAUGGAGGAUGUGUCGAAAGAGCCUCCACCCCACGGUAUGAGCAACACACAAGAUUGAUGGCUCAAUUCCGAACUGAAACCCAUCGUCCAGUGUUGAAGGUCUUCUCCCUGAGUCCGCCACAAAAUCUGGUGGAGAAAUCCUCUUUCUCCGGCGAACUGAAAUCUAUCUUCAUCUCCGUUAGCAAUAGAUGACUGCAUCUCUAAAUCAGUCUUAAACCCUCACAGUUUCAUUAUUAGAAUCCCCUAUAUAUGAAGUAAGAAGUUGCGAUUGAAUCCUAUCUGCCCAAGUGGCCAUCAAAUCCCAUCUGCCUCGUAAAGCCUAACGCCAUAAAUUACAACAAUGCUCUCGCUCUAGGAGAGCCGCUCUAGGAUGCCUCGUUACCUACGUCCUAUUAACAUUAGAAUACGUGAAAG